This is a messenger RNA of Candidozyma auris, 1581 nucleotides long. It is a transcript of the gene CCT2, whose product is annotated as chaperonin-containing T-complex subunit CCT2. The record is from RefSeq and is a predicted model, not a curated record. The coding region runs from base 1 to 1581 and encodes 526 amino acids. The transcript has a single exon. Gene Ontology annotation, molecular function: ATP-dependent protein folding chaperone; ATP binding; ATP hydrolysis activity. Gene Ontology annotation, cellular component: cytosol; chaperonin-containing T-complex. Gene Ontology annotation, biological process: protein folding. NCBI's taxonomy places the organism in Eukaryota, Fungi, Ascomycota, Pichiomycetes, Serinales, Metschnikowiaceae.
AUGUCAGUGCAAAUUUUUGGCGACCAGGCCAGCGAGGAGCGUGCAGAAAACGCCAGAAUGUCGGCAUUUGUGGGCGCCAUUGCCGUCGGCGACCUUGUGAAAACGACAUUGGGCCCCAAGGGCAUGGACAAGUUAUUGCAGUCAGCUUCAGACCCAAACAAAUCGUUAAUCACCAACGAUGGUGCUACCAUCUUAAAACUGAUCCCAUUGGAUAACCCUGCAGCAAAAGUCUUGGUGAACAUUGCCAAAGUUCAGGACGAUGAGGUUGGCGAUGGUACCACUUCAGUCACAGUGCUCGGAGCUGAGCUCUUGAGAGAGGCAGAGCAGCUUGUGGAUAAGAGGAUCCACCCACAGACCAUCAUUGAGGGCUACCGUAUUGCUAGAGAUACUGCUGUGGAGGCUUUGAACAAAGUGGCCAUCAACAACUCUGGCAACGCUGAGAAAUUCAGGGCCGAUUUGGUGAACAUAGCCAAAACGACACUCUCGUCGAAGAUCUUAGCCCAGGACAAACACCAUUUUGCGGAACUUGCUGUGGAUGCUAUCUUGAGAUUGAAGGGAUCGACAAACUUGAACAACAUCCAGAUAAUAAAAAAGGCCGGUGGUAAGUUGGCUGACUCGUACUUGGAUGAGGGGUUCAUCUUGGAGAAGAAGUUUGGUAUCAAUCAGCCCAAAAAAGUCACUAACGCAAACAUCUUAGUGGCAAACACUUCGAUGGAUACCGAUAAAGUAAAGAUCUUUGGCGCCAAGUUCAAGGUGGACUCGACAUCGAAGUUGGCUGAAUUAGAGAAGGCCGAGAAGCAGAAAAUGAAGAGCAAGAUUGAUAAAAUCAAGAAGUUUGGCAUCAACGUUUUUAUCAAUAGACAACUAAUUUACGACUACCCUGAGCAGUUGUUUACUGACUCAAAAAUCAAUUCCAUCGAGCACGCUGAUUUUGACGGUGUGGAAAGAUUGGCCUUGGUUACCGGUGCCGAAGUCGUUUCUACCUUUGAUGAGCCAGAUAAGGUUCGUUUGGGCCAUUGCGAGCUGAUUGAAGAGAUCUUGAUUGGUGAAGACCCUUUCCUUAAAUUUUCUGGCUGUGCCGCGGGUGAAGCAUGUACUAUAGUUUUGAGGGGUGCUACCGAACAAGGUUUGGACGAGGCAGAGAGAUCGCUCCACGAUGCAUUGUCUGUAUUGUCGCAGACCACAAGAGAAACCAGGACGGUUUUGGGUGGUGGAUGCUCAGAAAUGGUCAUGUCUAAAGCUGUGGACCAAGCAGCUGCAAAUGAAACCGGCAAAAAAGCACUUGCCAUUGAGGCAUUUGCUCGUGCAUUGAGAGCCUUACCCACAAUUCUAGCAGAUAAUGCUGGUUUUGAUUCAAGCGAGUUGGUCACCAAAUUGAGAUCAGCAAUUUACAACGGCAUGCUGACGUCGGGAUUGGACUUGAUCAAUGGUACCGUUGCUGACAUGAGAGAAAUGGGCAUUGUUGAGUCUUACAAGUUGAAGCGUGCUGUGGUGUCCUCGUCGGCAGAGGCUGCCGAGGUCUUGUUGAGGGUUGAUAACAUUCUUCGUGCCAAACCAAGAACCGCUGACAGAAACCACUAA